Messenger RNA from Podospora pseudopauciseta, 2023 nucleotides. RefSeq lists its product as uncharacterized. Lineage: Eukaryota; Fungi; Ascomycota; Sordariomycetes; Sordariales; Podosporaceae. Gene Ontology annotation, molecular function: fatty acyl-CoA hydrolase activity. Gene Ontology annotation, biological process: acyl-CoA metabolic process; fatty acid catabolic process. The record is from RefSeq and is a predicted model, not a curated record. The transcript is spliced from 2 exons. Gene Ontology annotation, cellular component: peroxisomal matrix. Bases 746 to 1906 code for a protein of 386 amino acids.
UCAUCACAACCCAUCACCAUCACACACCACCUUUUGCGCCAUCGCCGUCGUCAGCAUCUUCUCUCUUUUGUCCAAAUGGGGAUCUUCUGUGUAUCGUCCGGAAGGCUCCGAAGAGGAGGAUUCAUCGAUCGGGUCUCAAGUCCCAACCGAAUGCCGAUCUGUCACCUCGGUGGUCACCCCAGUCGUACCUUGCCCAGAUGACGGACGUCGAAUUGCUGAAUCUCGGAUUCAACCCGAGCGCUGACGUUUGAAUGAAGCUGUCUCACGGCGGACUUUGUGCCAGGCUCAAGUUCAUCGCAUUCAUCAUGGUUCUGAUGAUGGUGCAACAGGACCACAAAGCACUGGAGGGAACACCAAGAUCAUCACGUGGAAGGGUAUGCCUCGGCUGGGUUUCCAGUUCUAGGUAACCCCAAAGCCGAAGUGGAUCGCCCCGCCCUGGGGGAUGACAUUCCCGUUGAGCUGAGCGCCUCGCUCAACGGACGGCUCUGGCAGGAAGGCUCUCGGCCGGGUUUGGGAUAACUGAAUCCGGGCCUAUGCCAUGCUUGAAAUUGCGAUCAUGCAUCCCGUUUGUUGAGAGGAUUAACAGCUUGCACUUUUCAAUACCAGAACGACGACAUACAUACAGACACUGCCGAUCUGCAAACACAGGGUUUUGUGAUACUGUGGCUGAACAAUUCUCUUAACUUGACCGUCGUCACACUUGCGUUAUCUUAUACACCAUUUAUACACCAUUUAGCUGUAAUCAAUGAGUGUAAGCAUGACUCCCACGGUUGGCGGCGACGAGGACAAGCGGCUGUCUUUUCAGGAACAAUUGGAGCUCGUCAAGUUGCCUCGUGAAGGCCAAGCCCACCGAUACAUCUCGACGCGAUCAGCAUAUCUCCCAGGUUCAGACUUUGCAAAGGGAAAAGAGCUGCCCAGUUUCCACAGUGCGGCGUUUGGUGGUCAUGUGUACGCUCAGGCAGGCCUGGCCGCCUAUAGAGCGUGGAGAGAAACCGAAAAGGAGAAGGGGGUUCCAGAACAUGCGAGGUUGGAUAUCCACACAAUAAACGGUUACUUUACCCGCAUCGGCCUUGCCAGCAGACCCUUCAUUUACACGGCCUCUCCCGUUACCGCGUCCCGCACCUUCAGCACCGUUUCCGUGACUGCCACUCAGCCAUCUGUUCCCAGCAACUCACCCUCUGAAGAUCACUACCCUGCCGAAGACGCCUCGCUGCCGCAGUACCCGCCAGCCUUUACCGCGUUGCUGUCAUUCAAGCUCCCAGAGCCAGACUGGGAUGGCACAGUCUCUGAGCAGGAGGCGCCGCCCCAGGAGCGCUUCGCUUCCAUCUUGUCAUCCCGCAAGCCAGAAGAGUGGCCGCCCGCCCCCCCGGUGGACAUCACCGGCGUGGUGGAGAUUGUCGGAGACGACCAGGUUGGGACGUUCCCGAUUGCGGAGAUGAAGAAGGUAGAUAUGAAGGAGUAUAACGAGGGGAAGCCGGUUCAUGAGAGACGGGAGCUGCUUUUGUACCGGUUGUUGAAGCCGCUACCGGACGAUGAGGAUGGGAAGAGCGGGUAUGAUGCCAAUGCUCAUGUGUUGGUGCACGCUUUUGUGGCGGAUAGGAAUGGGCUGCUGAUGGCUGGGAAUCACAUCGGGCUGGGAUAUAGUCUGGGAAGGGCUGCUAGUCUGAGUUAUCAUUUUGUGAUGCACGUGGAGGCCAAGGCUGCGGUGAUGAGGGAGGAGGAUGGGUGGUGGAUUCAAGAGGUUUGGUUUCCGAGGGCGGGGAGGGGAAGGGGGAUCGUGGAAAGUAAGAUUUGGAGCCCGAAUGGUGUGCACGUUGCGACGGAGUAUCAGGACGGACUGAUCCAGGGGUUUGGCGGAAAGCUGUUGAAGGAGAAGGAGGUUUCUGGGCAGGAGGCAAAGCUGUGAUACUAAGAAAUCAUUACGUAGAAUUCUUUAGAUGGUUUUAAAUCUUGAAUGGUUAUUCAUAGGUUGUGUUUUUCCCUGCUUUGAACAGGGUUAGGGUGAUAACGGUCGAAGCUACAA